AUGACAGACUCGAAUCUAUUUGGACAGGAUCACAUCCUAGACCUUGCGGCUAAAGCUAUUCAGUCUGGCCAGCCAAGCCUCAAAACACCCCAUGAAGCGGUGGCACUGAUCGGCCAUGCCUGCUUGGCAGCGCUCGAUUUCAAAUUGGUUGGCCUUGGGGAAGACCACAAUUUAGAAACCCCAGAUAAAACCACUCUCCCCGCAGAAUGGAACACUAAUGACACGAUCGCCUUCCGAUAUGCGCAUGCGAACUCCGAGACCCAGUAUCUACUCAAAGUGAGUCGCAUGGGUGGAAAUGCGGUUGUCUUUGCGCUGGCGCUAGGCGAUGACCGCACCAGUUCCUUCGACAUCCCGACCAAGGAUUAUAUCUCAACGUCGGCCCUUCCUCUGUCUACCGAAGUUACCAAAUCGUCUCUUCGAGAGGUGUUCAGCUCAUCCGCUCGGCUGGGUGAUUUGAUCAGUCUGUUCAAAAUCAAUGUGAUUCAGAAGAUUGUCUCUGGGUUACAACCAGAGGAUUACGAGGGGACAGGUCAAGCCUCAAGGGACACACCGGCGGAAAGCAGACAGCGAGACGCUCUGCGCGAUGGCCCGGUACCACAACCUGCUCGCCCGCGUCCAUUCGAUGAUCCCUUGGCAGCAGCACCUCGUCGCUCCAAACCACAAGUAGACUUUGCCCCUCCUGGGUUUGAAGAUGAGCACCGGAUCAACCGCCCUCCGCGCAGGUACUUAGGAGGACUUGGUGGCGGCCCAGCUGGGCUCGGAGCAGGCCCGUCAGGUCUUGGGGACGGGCCAUCUGGACUAGGAGCUCCCGGAAGUAUCGGUUCGCAAGAUCUAUACCCCCAGGGCCUUUCUCCCCACGAUCCCUUCAAUGGACGCAUGGGUGGUUAUGGCCCAGCUAGUGGGGGAAUGCAUCCUACCUUCGAUGACCCCCUCUUUGGUGGAGCAGGCCCCGGUAGAGGUAGACAAGAUCCUCGAGCACCCCCUGGAGCUCGAUAUGAUCCCGUCGGACCUGGUGAGCCACCGUUUGGUAGUAAUCGAGGACCUUACGGUAACAAUGGACGAGGUGGGGGAGGCUUUGGGGGCUUUGGUGGUGGAUUUGGCGGGGACAUCAUCUAA
This is a messenger RNA of Penicillium olsonii, 1116 nucleotides long. The record is from the annotation of a GenBank genome assembly. Lineage: Eukaryota; Fungi; Ascomycota; Eurotiomycetes; Eurotiales; Aspergillaceae.